UCUCCCGUUGGGGCCCGAGAAGGGCAGCGAACACUGGACACUGGGACGUCCGCGGCGGCAGCUUGCAAGACCAUGGCCCAGCCCGGAGGGGCCACGAACCGGGCACCCACGGCCUCUCUCGCGCCGACCGCGCAGAGCCUGCGGUGCGCCCCGCAGCCCCGCCCCUCGAGAGCGGACACUGGUAGCCUGGGCAGGUACUGGGGCAAAGCCGCAGCCACUGCUUCCCGGGAGCCCCCCUUCCCAGGCACGCUGAUGCACUCUGGAGCGGGCUCAGGGCGCCGGCGGGUAGCGCUGCGGGAACUGCUGGGGCUGCAGCGGGCGGCUCCUGCCGGGUGGCUGUCGGAGGAGCGCGCCGAGGAGCUGGGCGGGCCCAGCGGGCCGGGCAGCAGCAGGCUGUGCCUGGAACCGCGGGAGCACGCGUGGAUUCUGGCGGCCGCCGAGGGCCGCUAUGAGGUGCUGCGGGAGCUGCUGGAGGCUGAGCCGGAGCUGCUGCUGCGGGGCGACCCGAUCACCGGCUACUCGGUUCUGCACUGGCUGGCCAAGCACGGGCGCCACGAGGAGCUCAUUCUAGUACACGACUUCGCCCUACGCCGGGGGCUGCGGCUCGACGUGAGCGCCCCAGGCAGCGGCGGCCUCACGCCCCUCCACCUGGCGGCCCUUCAGGGCCACGACAUGGUCAUCAAGGUGCUGGUGGGCGCCCUGGGUGCCGACGCUACGCGCCGCGACCACAGCGGCCACCGGGCCUGCCACUACCUGCGGCCCGACGCGCCUUGGAGGUUGCGGGAGCUGUCGGGAGCUGAGGAAUGGGAGAUGGAGAGCGGCAGCGGGUGCACCAACCUGAACAACAACAGCAGCGGCACCACUGCGUGGAGGGCCGCGAGCGCAGUGGGCGCGACGGCUGUGGAGACAAGCAGAAGAGCGGCGGCGUCGCGGACCAAGGCGAAGGACACCGCGGGCAGCCGGGUGGCGCAAAUGCAUGUCCUUUUCCGCCAUCUGUUCCCCUCAUUCCAGGACCGUUGACAGGGACAGAGACUGGAGAGCUAGGAGGGGCCGCGACGCUGUGGCGAUGGCUAGGUCCUGGGUUGUCCCGGGUUCCACCGAAGGAGAGGCGCCUUGGACGCUGCUUGGGCCUGCAAGGAACAGAACAUGUCGGGGUCCAACUCAGGUACUUGUCUCAGGUCUCCUGUAACCACCGGCCUGGAGGACCUGGGGACUUGGGCACCACCUCACCAAGAGAGAGUGAAGGACCAAGCUGGCCUGGCUCCGAGUUCCAAAGCUACACGACUAAGGAGUUGGGAGAAGGGAUCGUGGUCUUGCUUGGGAGAGGGCAAGUUAAGCUUCCAGUGGCCAUUUCUGGGCAGGCCGACGCGCAGGGUUUAUUAGGAAACAUUCUCUAGAAGAAUGAGUUAAAAUUGCAUACCACCAAUGCAGAGAAAAUGCCUCACUCUGCCGGCCUGGCUCGGCCAUUAAUGGGGUCUUGGGGUGCGGGUAGAGUCAGCCUCUGACAACCUCCUCCUGAGACGACCAAGCCUUAACUGGUACUUUUUCUCAUGUAUCACAGGUGACUUCUUAUGUAUAUUAAAGUGGAAUAUGUGUUCUUUUCACAUGA
Molecule: messenger RNA, 1609 nt
Organism: Macaca mulatta (Rhesus monkey)
Lineage: Eukaryota; Metazoa; Chordata; Mammalia; Primates; Cercopithecidae
Gene: SOWAHD
Product: sosondowah ankyrin repeat domain family member D
Molecular function (GO): protein binding
Source: RefSeq, marked inferred